Durio zibethinus is the source of this 2225-nucleotide messenger RNA. NCBI's taxonomy places the organism in Eukaryota, Viridiplantae, Streptophyta, Magnoliopsida, Malvales, Malvaceae. The record is from RefSeq and is a predicted model, not a curated record.
UUUAUUAUAUUUUUAUCAUUUAGCCAUAUUAAAACGGAAACCCUCCAAAAUUUCAAAGCCCCGAAAUCCAAAUAAUUAAAAAAAAGUCCGCCAACUUAUCCACACGACUCAGCACCACCGUCUCACGAGCUAUGGACGAUUCCAUAACUAUCGACGGCUCCAAUCAGGACUUGGCACUCUCCAAGUCGGAGUUCCUGAGUCGGCAAGAGGUUCUUCGUCGGCGGUCGCGGCGGGUGAAGCAGUUGGGGAGGCUCUAUAAAGAUCACUACUGGAAUCUAAUGGAGGAGCUAAAAAGAAAGCACAAGGAGUACUAUUGGGUGUACGGAAAGAGCCCAUUCAAAGAAGACGAAAAGAACAGCACGGAAGAGAACGAUGGAAAGAAGUUAGGGUUAGGGUUGCAGUUGAAGUGUCAGAUUUCAGAUUGUAAAGAGAAAGCGAUGGCGUUGACGAGGUUUUGCCUUAAGCAUAUUUUAAAAGAUUCAAAUCAGAUACUUUAUCGUGGCUGUAAUUUUCCUAUCAAGAGUGGGCAGAUAUGCAAUAAACCAGUGCUAAGAUCCAUUACUCCUCCUCAUUGCCCUGUUCAUGCUCAAGCGGCUGAAAAAUAUCUUACACGAGCAUUGAAAAGGGCAGGCCUCAAUGUCACUUCACCAAAUAAGCUUGCUCCCAAGUUGCACGUUGUUGUUGCUGAGUAUGUUCACCAGAUUCAAAAUAAAAGAAGAGCUGCACAACAAAAAGCUAUGCCCAAAAUCAAGAUUGAGAAAACUAGUGAAAGCUGAAUAUUUUUCUGCAAAAACAUGUUAAGCCAACAGAAUUAGGUAGUCUAUUGCUGCUGGUGGUGCUUACAUAUUUCAGUCUGGGUCUAGUAGUGUAUCCAAUUGAGUGGAGUUAGAGUAAGAUACUGUGCAACACUGGAUUUGUGCAUUGGAGAUGAUUAUUUCUGCAUAUGAUGUGAAGGUAGCUUUUCGCUGCUGCUCUCUUUUUCUAUUUUUGUUGCAUUUUGAUGAUAAGUUCAUUUAUGUGCUUUGGUCCUGAAAAAAUGCCUUAUUCCUUAUACUUGGCAAAUAAAGAACUCAAACUAUUACCAAAUGUUUUCCUGUGUAUUUCCCAUGUACUAGAAUUUCACUCAUUUAUUUGGAAUUUCACACUGUUGGUCUAUAUGUGUGUCAAAAACUUUCAUUUGGGGCCUAAUUAUGGAAUGACAGAAUCUGUGGCUUGCAUUUUACUUGUAUUUGCUUUUACUGGUUAAAUAUGAUAUAUGCUUUAGUUCUCCUAGGCUUUGUUUGGCAUUGCUUUUUCUGUUGAAAACUGUGGUCUAGUUAAAAAGUGUCAUUUGAAAUUUGUAGCGAAUAAGUGAUGUUUGAAACUUGCAAUGUUUGGCAUUGCUGUGAGAAGGCGUUGUUGUGAGAUCAAAUGUCAAAACGGGACAUAAUAUUGUAAAUUUGUGGAAAAACAUAAUAAGUAUAUAAAAGUAUUUUCUAGCUGAAGACCACUUCUCAAAUUUUUGGUUUGAAAAGCACCUUUCAACCUUAAAAGCCAAAAUUUUUCCAACUUGAAGAAUGUUUGGCAUUGACAUUAUUUUUAAAAGCACUUCCAACCUUUAUGCCAUGCUCACCCUUAGAGUGGUGACUCAAUGCAAAAACUACUAAAGAACAUGAUGGCUUUGAUAUCAUCCACUAAGAUCUUACUUUUUGCAGGCUGUGAAUGGAUUAUGAUCCCGUUUUUCUUUAACUUGAGAUAAAGUUCUUGCAAUCUCUGUUUUCUCGUAACACCAAUCAAGAUGGUUAGCUAAGUUAAAUGGUGGUGUUUUUGGUGUAUUUGGUUAAAGCUGACAUAUAAAUUAGGCAAGACAUGUAAGGGUGCAGCAGGUUCCUGUUCAACUUUCGCACCAUGAUACCUAUAUGUUUUGAUAUCUUUGCUGUGGAAUUUUAUAUGUUUCUAGAAUAUAACUUCCCUUUUGUUUGAAUAUUGUUUCUUAUGUUGGUACGUUUUCACUUUUGUUCCUCUAAUGAAGUGGGAAAAUUAUACCCCCUCUCGAAUAUUUUUUGGCCACGUUUGACUUGGCACUGUUUAAGAAAAAAGUUUUCACUUUAUUACAUUUUAUAUUAAAAGUUUUUAGAAUAUUGGUGUCCAGUUGCUUUUAAUGUCAAAAGACAAAAGAGCAGCCAUGGAAUACUAAUAUAAAAUACGGAAAAAGUACAAGUACUAUUUGUUCAAAAAAAGGAAGA